Molecule: messenger RNA, 837 nt
Organism: Humulus lupulus (European hop)
Lineage: Eukaryota; Viridiplantae; Streptophyta; Magnoliopsida; Rosales; Cannabaceae
Exons: 2
Coding region: 119-700 (193 amino acids)
Molecular function (GO): calcium ion binding
Source: RefSeq, a predicted model, not a curated record
AUUAUAAAAAAGGAUAGGAUUGUAUCAUUAUUUAAUUGUUAUCGUUGAUUUUUUCUAGUCUCUGUAGUACUAUAUAAACACACUCAUAAUCAAGAGAAGUACAUAUAUAAUAUACAAAAUGGAAGAAGUACGAAAAAUAGCCUUAGCUUAUUAUGCCAAUCUUUCAGAUGGGCAAAAAGAGAAGGUUAAGUCUUUGUUCAAGGAAAUGGCAGCGGAUGGAGAUGAGAAAGUAACCCUAAGUGAGUAUGAGAACAACUUCAAGAAAUUAGGGUUGUCCUGUAACAUUCCAAAAAACUCAAGUCUGUUCAAGGAGAUAUUUCAAGAAAGAAAGACUAGUUUUUUUAUGGAACUUGACAAAAAUGGAGAUGGGAGUCUGGAUUUUGAGGAGUUCAUUACUUUAUUCUACCUCUUAAAGACUGGGAGGCUGCUCUUUUGUACAGGCAAUGGAUGCCAAGUUUUUCUUGGAGGAAUUUUCUUCACUUGUCCUCAAUGCUUCGACAACCCUAGAAAGACCAAUUUCACUCUUUGCUUAGAUUGCUUCAGCAGCAAAAACUAUAGCCAUAAACAUCCACUCCUUGUGGAUAAUUAUGCCUUUCUAUUGUCCAAAGUACAACCAAAGAGUGCAAUCGCGACAACUUUCGAAGUAUUGACUUUUGGAGCUGACGUAAUUAGUGUUGCUUCUUUAUGUGCCAUUAUGUAAGAUUGCUGAUCUUAUAAUAUAAGCAAUUCAGCUUAUAUAUUAUAAAUUUUCUGAACCAUGUAAAAAUAUCUCUGGUCUUCAUUUAUCUGUUAUAUUAUAAUUAAUCAAUUUGUGAAGGUGUCAUUGAAAUUCAUAUA